Messenger RNA from Parastagonospora nodorum SN15, 4128 nucleotides. RefSeq lists its product as hypothetical. Gene Ontology annotation, molecular function: transcription coregulator activity. Gene Ontology annotation, biological process: regulation of transcription by RNA polymerase II. Gene Ontology annotation, cellular component: mediator complex. Bases 1 to 4128 code for a protein of 1375 amino acids. The record is from RefSeq and is a predicted model, not a curated record. The transcript is spliced from 4 exons. Lineage: Eukaryota; Fungi; Ascomycota; Dothideomycetes; Pleosporales; Phaeosphaeriaceae.
AUGAAGGCCUCUGAAAUGGCCCGCCCUCCUAUGCGCCCGGGGAAUCCGCAUGCAUUCGCCAGCCCCGCUACGACUCCGUCACGCACAGCAUCACCGAACAACGCACAGGGAGCGAAUGUACGUACCACUCAAGGCGGCAAUCAGGCCGGCGCGAGCGAACAACAACAGCCCCUCGAUUGCUUCGUCGUGUAUGAGCUCUUUGCGUCAGCAGUCACUGCUCUCGUAUCCUUCUUUCUGGUCAAGGACUGUGGGGCUGUUGCACUCAAUUACCGAACGUUCGUCUCCAAAGUCGAACCUCAGCAAGAGGAAGGGAAAAUUGUCACAGACUUGGACAGACUAUACUGGCUCACAAGUGUCCACGUGCACUGGUUCAGCUCUGGAACACUCCUUGUGUCCACAUCUACCGAGCGCACCCUGGCGCUGCAAUGCCUGGGUGAUUUAUCUGAAGAUGAGCAGCAGAAGUUAGUGGACAGAUGCAUUCGUGUUGCGCCAAACGCCAUGCUUGCGAGUAUCUCGAGCUUCGACGAUCCGCGGCAGCUGUCAGCAGAUGAUAGCAACCGCAGAACCUCAAAGAAAAAAGCGAAGAUGGACUCGUUGGAACAGAACAUCGAGAAAUGGAGAAUGAGUGUGCAGCGAUGGCUGAGCCGGCGCGGCUACUCUUUGCCAAAUCUUGACAAGAAUAGUGCUUGGGUAACCAUCCGCGUUGGGCAAUUGGCGCAGUUUCCAGCAAUGAGUCCCCAUCUGCCCACUUCCGCCCGGGAUGUGCUUUGGCCUCGCUCGCUUUGCUUCAUGCAAAGUUUGGUUCCGGACGACUUGAAAUGGUUUGAGGUCCCAGGUUCUGCAGGGUUUCGUGAUCCCAUAGAUGCUGCGCAGGACUGGUUUACAGGCCAGUUGGAACGAGACAAAAUACUGGACAUGCAGCGUAAAGCCAAAAAGGCCGAAGAAGAUGCAAUGCGUCGCAAAGACGAAGCCCCCGGCCUCUACCCAUCGUCUCCGUUCACGGCCCGAACUGGUGUAUACGGUGAUCUCCAACCUGUAAGUGGGGUCUAUCCUACGCCCCCUGAUGGUAUAGUUCCUGGUACUGGGAUUUCCUCGACCGAUACACCAAGCGUCUCUGGCACUGCAUCCAACGUGGUUCUUGUACCUGGUGGCAAUACUCCCGCUAUCAACUUGUCUGCGCCUCAAGACUACACCACCACCGACAACCAACAGCACGCCUCUACCUCACCUACUUUUCCCGCGCCCCUCGAACCCUUUCAGACAUCGGGCGAGGACGAUGAUCUUUUCGAAGAUAUGGAAGGAGAUGGUUUCGGUGGGCCAGACGUAGAAGAGGCAGAUUUUGAUUUCUUCGACGGGCCGGACGGCGACGACGUAAAUAUGGCGGACGCACCAGCACUGCCGGAAACCACCAACAAGCCCCACAAACAGCUCAACAACGACGUUGCCAUGGCACAUGAGGAGGAGCAUUCCGUCAAGGAAGAGAUGUCUGACCCCUUGGCAGCACUAGAGAGCGCUCUUGCAGCACCUUACCGGCCCAUCAACGACGGCAUGCCAGAAGAGAAGGUUUCAGAGAAAGAAGCAAAAGCAGUGGUUCCAGUUGAGGCAUUAGCCACUUCGCCUGCGCAAAUAAAGCAGAACCCUCCUGCGAAGAAGGAAGCUACCCCACCACUGAGCCCAAGUGCUAUUGCAAAAACAUUGCAGCCAUCUCCGCCCAAGAAGCAAUCUUCGUUUCCUGCCUCCCUUCAACGGACCAAUAGUGCUUUCCACUCCCUGGACUUUAGUCGCCGAUUGAGCCUUGUCGAUGCGAAAUACCAAGACGGCCGGUUUGCUGCAAGAAUCGAAAAAACUGAAGACGAUGAGAGUGCUGUCAAUCCUGGACGGCUGAAGAGCCUGAAGGAUUUACCGCUUCUCAACAAGCUGCGGUAUGCUGUUGCCUCAGCAUCGACAGCUAAAUCAACUGAAGCAUUAUCUUUGGCUCGUGCAGUCAGCGAUGAUUCGGCAUCCGACUCUGAGAGCGAAACAUCCGACAUGUCCGAAGGAAGUCCAGAAGAUCCGGUUGAUACACAUCCGCUGCCUUAUUUGGGCCGUCUGAUCAUACCUGCCAAACGCAAGCUCCCUACGGAGGGACACGGAACACCUCUUUCUGUCACAUCUUUUGCCGAAUCACUCGCAGGUGAUUGGCAAGACUCCAAUAGCCUGCUACUCGACGAAUCCUCCCUUACAUUUUUCGAGCCCAAUACAUGGGAUUGGUCGAUACCUGACUUGAGUAUGGAGCCACCCGAAGAAAAGCCUCUCAAUGGCAAAGAGAGCAUAGCUGUCACCCAAAUACUCACCGAUCAGAUUGUUUCCGCCACACUGGAUCUACUUGACGAAAAUGCUCUAGUCGAAUCAACAUCCAGUAUUGAACCUUCUUCUGAGACACGUUGGCAAAUAUGCAUCAAAGAGCUUUUCCCCAAAGCAGCGGAAUGCACAUUAUCUGCACUCAUUGCGAUCCACGACGUAUUCCCGGAUCUCUCCGCUCAAGCUAAAGGUCAACAGAGGCCUCCGCCAAGGAAGCCGAACGAGAGUAAUGCGAUUCCCAGCAAUCAUAUGUACCCCAUGAAUCCCCCCUUUAUCAGGGUUCGGAGAGCGGAGACGCACUGGGAUCUUCUACCACCAUCAAUAGCUUUCUGGGAGCCUCUCGGAUUGGCCCCUGCGAGUCCACCAAAGAAUGUGGUGGCAUUUUGCAUCUAUCCGCACAGCGCCUCCCUAAGGCCAAUACUGGACCGCUUUAUGCUCAAUCUGCAGCUUGCGUACGAUACCUGUAAGUUAGGUUCGCACGCCCGCGUCGAGACAGUCAUCGAAUAUGAAGGAGGCUUAGUGCCCGUCAAGGCCAACUCGCAAACUUCUGCCAAAGAAGCGUUCAGGGCACUAAAAGAUACAUGCAUACAACUGGGCAAGUUGCUUGCCAUCCAGUAUGCACAGCUAGGAGAGCAACAAGACACCAAGAUUGAUGCCUUUGUCGUGUACAUGGUAGACCCCUUUGGCAACCCUGCAGCACUGUGGGAGCUCUGUUCCGCGUUCUGGUCACUUUUUCAGGCCUAUGGUCAAGGGCCCCCAGGUCGGUCAGACCCAACUCCAAAGCCCGAUCUGGUACUGCAGAUCAUACCUAUCAAGUAUCUCGCCUCUUUCGAUGUCCCUGUCAUACUCGAUGCCGCCACGUAUGUUAGUCUGGCGCGUGAGGUGUACGACCGCUGUCCACCGAGCGUUGCUAGUACUGACAAGACACCUUUGAGCAUAUACAAAGCGCCUGCCUUUCAGCUCGAGGAAAGUCUACCUCGCAAUGUCCAGUUCAAGUUGUUGUCGGAACCGCCGCAAGAUUUGCUACGUGAAAACUCUUACAUGCACAUUGCUUACGCCAUCAGCUUAGACGGUAACUGGCUCACCGCAGCAUGGUCUGACAGCUGUGGCAAAUCACAAGCGGUUGUCUCGUACCAUCUAGGUACACGUGUCUUUGGUGACAUUGCGAAAGAGAUCUGGCAAACCACCAUCGAAAUUCUUCAAGCGCGAAGAGUGCAGUGGCGUGUCUGUAUUGCCAAAUCUGGGCCUCUCGAUAGAGAAGAGUUGGAAACUUGGGUCCUUCUCAUAACUUGCCCGACUCAGGUCAAUCUCUUCCUGACCAUCCUGACGGUCAUCGAGGACCCGCCAUACAAGUUCACACCUACCACACCAGCACCGAGUAAUAGCUCCGCUCAAGCCAAUACAAAUACACCAGGCUCUACGCCUCAGACAGGCGUUUCUCCCGAUCCUACAAUUGGCCUCACCCCCGCAGCUACACCGUCCGCCGAUCCCGCUCCAGACCCAGCAGCCGACCCCGAAGCUCGUCUCAUCGACGUGACCGACGAAACCUGGGGUAUAAUCCUCGCUCACCGCCUGCACAACUCGAACUCUACGAAUCAAUUCAGUCCCGCCCUGAUUUCCGGACUCCUCGUAAAACGUGGCAUCACCCACGCCACUUCGAACUCCAUUCACCAUCCCAUUCCCGACCCCCUCCCCGGCCCCAUUACCGUCGCCGUCAACAUCCUCUGGAUCGGCGCAGUUGGAUCCACGUGGAAGCGCGCCGCCGAGUCCCGCGGAACGCAGUACUAG